Messenger RNA from Dermacentor albipictus, 4774 nucleotides. RefSeq names its product high affinity cAMP-specific and IBMX-insensitive 3',5'-cyclic phosphodiesterase 8B-like. Lineage: Eukaryota; Metazoa; Arthropoda; Arachnida; Ixodida; Ixodidae. Gene Ontology annotation, biological process: signal transduction; positive regulation of ERK1 and ERK2 cascade. The record is from RefSeq and is a predicted model, not a curated record. Gene Ontology annotation, molecular function: 3',5'-cyclic-nucleotide phosphodiesterase activity.
ACGGAAGCAACAAGCGUUGGAACGAAAGCGUGGCAAAGCGCCGGCCAAAGACAAGCUGGAAACAAACAAGGACCCGAAGACACCGCCCUCUCCGAAAGGAAGGAAACUACCCAAACUCCCACCUCUACCAAAGGACGACUUCAGAUCGUUAUACGAACGCAUCAGGACCUACCCCUACGCAACAUCAUCCCAUCAACAAUGGCGCCAGCAAUCAUUGAAGUCUGCAACAAUCGAUUUUCUGGGGAACAAUUUCUCCUGCAAAUCAAGCCGGGCUCUGACAUGGCAAUCCUCUCUACUGCGCACCAAGAGGUGGACAUGAAAGCACGGGGACUUCGCCUCCUGACCAUCAACAGUACAGACCACGCCGUGAAAGCAUACUCAGCCAUGCACCGGGGAAGACGGACUGAGAGGGGUGGUGCACGGCAUACCGCGAUACACUCUGUCAUAGACCCUGCUUACCAACAUGCGGGUCCGCACGCAAGGAGUCGAGCUGAUACAGGCCCGCAUGAUCGGCGAUACCCAAAAUGCCACCCUGACGUUCAGCGGGCCCGUACUAAAGAGAACCGUAUACUAUUAUGGAGGAGAACUCUUGUGUCACCCCUUCCGUACCGUAAAAGUCGGCAAGAUCUGCCGCUGCAAAGGGCACUGCACGGACGUUUGCCCAAAUCCUACGCGACGAAUCUUCAAGGUGUGUGGGCUCGAGAACCCAAGCGAAGGACACCCUUGUGAACCGAUCUGUGCCUCGUGCGGGGGACGCUUCCGGAGACAAGAGCUGCACCAAGCGCUUAAAGCAACCGCAACAGCCACGAGCAUCGCGGAUGCCACAUCCGCUGGCCACCAGACAACUAAGAUGGUUCUCCUCUGAACACGAGGAAGAGGACUGCACGGCGGGUCAAAGCCAGAGAAGCAGAAGCACAAGCACGGAGAGAUCCCGCUCCAGAUCCGUGCAGCGCACUGCCGCCUUCACUCCACAACAAGUACGCAGAAACAAAGACCCCGAUCCCGGACUCCGACGAGGAACUACUACCAGCAGGGAUCAAAGACCAAUUCAAAGAAUACACCAGCACAGCUGUAAUAUGGCGCCGCCGCAACAAGCAGCUGCGCUUCAGGAAGCCGACGAGAAGUACAAAGCCGCCCUCCAACGCCUCGUCAUAGGGGAAGGAACCGUCGCGCUCAAGUACGGCUCCAUGUACUUCGCGGUACCAACCGUCAGGGUGAUGUUCGUGUUUACCAAAGACGACGCGCAGUACAGCGCGCUCAGGUGGGCAGUCGAGAAGAUGCACUACGUGUGUAGCCUGAGCACGACCACGGAGGAGGCCGUCGAGAACUUCCUCAACUGCCGUCCGCACCUGGUCUUCAUCGACGCGCGGAGCAAGAACACCAUCGACCCCAUCCUCCUGUGCAGGACGUUGUGCGGCUACAAAUGGAGCCAGUACUCCUGCAUUGUCGCAGUCGUAAAGAAAGGGUUGGCUGAUAGGCAAGAGGCAGCUAUCGUCCCGCUGCUGAGGGCUGGCUACAAAAGGUGGAUGCUGGAGACGUGCUCGACCAUGGUGUGCCUCAACGAGAUCAUCCAGAUUGAGCACAACGACCUCAUGCACUUGUGGAAGCUAAUGACCUCCGAGGCACUGUUUUCUGCGCUGCACUAUGUGCGGGACGGUGUCAUCGUCACCGGGCCUACGCACGAAAUACAGCUGCUUCAGCCGUCUGCAGGCCAUCAGAAUUCCAGAGUCGAGACUGGAGCGGAAGGAAAGCUUACAAUCGCAUUCCCUCACGUGCGUGUGCAGUUUAUGAACCGCGCGGCCGAGAAACUGGUGGGCUACUCGGUGGAGGAGAUGUUGGGCGAGGACGCCCAGGAACUGCACCGCACCGAUUCGCUGAAGGAAGACGUGGCUGCAAACAUCAGCGAUCAGCUGGAGAAAGGGCGUGCCUGGGAGGGCACUCUAUUCAAUCGCCGAAAGAACGGCGAGUGCGUGCCUGUCUGGAGCAAGAUCGCGCCCGUGGACAACAGCGCUGCGCCGGGGAAGCUGGACCACGUGGUGUACAUCAAGGAGAACCCUUUCCUCAUGGAUAAACCGUUUCCUCCCGAGGCCGUGGUUUUCAGCCGGAGACAGUCAUAUGCUAAGUACCACGCAAUGGUAAUCGAAGCCCCUGUCACAAAGGUCAUCAAACUACUGAUGGCGACACAAGAAAACAGUCCACCUUCCGUGGCGCAAGCCCUGGAGGGUGUCAUGGACAUCCUGCACUCUACCGACCUAUACAACCCGCAGCUGGCCGCCGGGCAGGAAAAAACCGAGGACCAGAUGACCACCGACCUUGUCGCGGGACUCACUGGAGACGAGCCGAGCGCCCAUCGUUCGCGUAACCGGGCCAAGUCCUUAUGUGCGUGGCGUGCCACCCGGGCGUCGGCGGACGCAGUGAACGUGGUGAAGGCGUCCGCAGCCCACGCGGGGACGAGCGUGUCGUUGCCCAGUCUGGUCGCGGCGCCGACCAGGAUCAAGGACCUGCUGGAUGGAGACGUCAAGUGGGAGUUCGACGUCCUCGAGCUGGAAGCCCUUACGGGACGCAGGCCACUCAUCUGGCUGGGCUUGUCCCUGUUCGCCAAGAUGAACGUACCCACCAGUAUCGAAUGCGACGACGCCACCAUCCGGAACUGGUUGCAGCUCAUUGAGUCGCACUACCAGGACAACCCGUACCACAACUCCACGCACGCAGCCGACGUGAUGCAAGCUACGGCGUACUUCCUGCUCAGGCUUCGAAAGAAGGACAUAUUCGACCCGCUGGACGAGGCCAUCUGCCUCAUUUCGGCUGUGUUUCACGACGUCGACCAUCCCGGAAAGUCGAGCCCAUUUCUCUGCAACUCGGACCACGAGUUGGCCAUACUAUACAACGACCGGUCGGUGCUCGAGAGUCACCACGCAGCAUAUGCGUUCAAGCUGACGCUGUCGGACGAGAAGGUAAACAUCUUCCAGAACAUGGACCGCGACGUCUACCGCACGGCUCGCACGUCCAUCAUCGACAUGGUGCUCGCCACUGAGAUGACCAAGCACUUCGAGCAUUUGUCCAAGUUUCUCAACUGCUUCCAGAAGCCUCUUCAGGAAACUGAAAUGAACGAGCAAGAGGCAAUGCAAGAACGCGGCGAGGCCUUGUCGCUCCGCUCGCCGGACAGCCUCCAGCUGAUCAAGCGCAUGCUCAUCAAGUGCGCCGACGUGUCCAACCCGGCGAGGCCUACCGAGUUCUGCAUCCAGUGGGCGCACCGCAUCGCCGAGGAAUACUGCGGACAGACGGACGAAGAGAAGCGGCGUGGCCUGCCCGUGGCGAUGCCGGCCUUUGACCGCGCCAUGUGCAACGUUGCCGGAUCGCAGACGGGCUUCAUCAACUACUUCGUGCGCGACAUGUUCAAGGCAUGGUCAGACUUCGGCGAUUUCCCCGAGCUGAUGGAGUACAUCGAUAAGAACUUCAUAUACUGGAAGGACAAGGAGCCGCCGUCGACUCAGCAGGGUAGCCGCUGAGUUCGCGUGGUUGGUUGAUGGUGCGAAAGGCGGCCUCCCAGUCACCAACGAAACGCACAAGUGCAGCGGAAGUUGUGGCCUUUUUCCAUCAUCGGAGAGCCUGCUGGACUCGCGUAGGCCCAGCGCCGUCUUGGGCCCACGCUCGUCUUACGCGCGUUUGUGCGUCGUUGCGCAAAGACGGAAGACAUGCGCACGGAAUACCGAAGAUGGACCGCAGCAGUUGGCGCAGCUAGACGAGAGCAUCACCGAAGUCGGUAGUCCAGCACGCGCCUGAGUGAAGUAACGGUGACAAUGACAGGGCAUUGGGCAUACUCUUGGCACCGUUGACUGCGCAGCUUUCGAAGAACAUGUCGGGCAGUGUUAACUUCGCUCGUUUUCAUCGUUGCGCAAACAUUGUCACCAUCUCGCUCAAGAAGUGAGAACGGGAACCAAAGACGAAGUAAAACAAAAACAAAAAAGAAAAUAUUGCGUGUGUUAAUAUGAACUGAAUAUGUAUCUUGAUCAGGGCAGCUUAGUUAAUUCGUCAAUGUCGCUACUUACCUCUGGCUGCAUGUGCGAGUGGUAUAGAGUAAGCACGGCAGGUAUAGAGCCGAUCAUGUUAUCGCUUUAACGCUAUUCAGCCUGACACCCCUGAGGGAAGGUCGCACCGCUCUACAUUUUGAACGUGGCAGAACCAUUCAUGCGAUUGAACUGCAUAUACUUAUGGUGGAGUUAUAUUAGAGCGAGCGUUCUCACAGGCUUGCAUUGCGUUGCUUCGCGCUUUCUCCCGCGCUGCGCGACGCUCUUGCUCCUUGUGCUCCUCAGGAGCCAUAUACAGGAACUCGGAUAAUGGGAUGAAUUUGGCGGCGUGAGGUACUUACAACCACGCUUUAAAGCAGGAUUGACAGCGGCACCGAGCCGAACACAGUGGCCCUUGCCCAUCCGUUCCACGUCCUUUACGGAGGCCUAGACCACGACGAGGUCGAUAAAGUCGAACGAGGCCGUUUAUAACGAAUAUGCUUGUGUUAAAAAGGAGUUCGGUAUAUCAGGUAACAUCGUGUACCCAAACUCGGCUAUAGCGUGUUUUUGUAGUGCGUUGGUUAGAUACGGAUCUGUUAAUUUUAAUUUACGAAUUUGUUAAUGUUACUUUCUUGAAAAUAAAACCAUGCGCCGUACGAACCUCGCGCGUCAAGUUUUUGUACAGAGACUUUGUUUCCGGGUACCUUCAUAAAGGUGAGCCAAGGGGCCCCUUCCCCAUUUCAAUUAAAACAAUUUCCUUUCUGCUU